AUGUUUACUUGCUCUCGGCUUUGGCAGGCAGAACAGAUAGACACGCUGCAGGCGUACCUCUGCCUCAACACAAGAGGAGGGAUUAUCCUGGCGUGGUUCAACGGGCGCCGCGACGGAGGUAACAACCGUAGCAUUGAUCCCACACCAAUGUCAGUCCUAGAACUAACGGCUGUCGUGUAUGGCCUUGCGUGA
Molecule: messenger RNA, 192 nt
Organism: Chaetomium globosum CBS 148.51
Lineage: Eukaryota; Fungi; Ascomycota; Sordariomycetes; Sordariales; Chaetomiaceae
Exons: 2
Coding region: 1-192 (63 amino acids)
Source: RefSeq, a predicted model, not a curated record